Geosmithia morbida is the source of this 309-nucleotide messenger RNA. RefSeq names its product Spo12 family. The transcript is spliced from 3 exons. The coding region runs from base 1 to 309 and encodes 102 amino acids. Lineage: Eukaryota; Fungi; Ascomycota; Sordariomycetes; Hypocreales; Bionectriaceae. The record is from RefSeq and is a predicted model, not a curated record.
AUGUCUUCCAAGAUCCUCUCUGACAAGGAUGUCAAUGCCCCCAUUGUGGGUGACGGCCACACCGCCGACGACAAGGAUGUCAAGAGUAUGGAGUACCAUCGCCAAAUGUUCCAGUCCAAGAUGAGCGAGCCGUCCCAGCAAUACGUCUCGCCAUCAGACAACAUCAUGAGUCCUUGCAGUGCCAAGAUUAAUGCUCUACGAAACAAGCAUGUUAUCAAAGCCAAGCCCAAGUCACUUUUUGCCCAGGCCAGUGCUAAGAAGCUCGGCGGUGAGAGCGCCCUCGGUGCUACGGUGCCUUCGAAGCCUUGA